This is a messenger RNA of Symbiodinium natans, 459 nucleotides long. The record is from the annotation of a GenBank genome assembly. NCBI's taxonomy places the organism in Eukaryota, Dinophyceae, Suessiales, Symbiodiniaceae.
AUGAUACCGCCCUGCCCUUUUGUUGGGCUGGUCUUCAUCAAGCGGAAGAAGGGCGACAUGCGAAGCCUUCUGCGAAACGAGUCCGGGUUCGCCGGGCAGCUCAAGCAUCUCACCGGGCCGAAGCUGCGAUACGAGGUCUUCGACGGCAGCGCUAAGCCGAAGGGCACUGCGCAGCUCUUUGCCAGUGCGCGCGUCGUUGUGGGAGCCCAUGGCGGUGCGUUGGCCAACAUCAUCUUCUGCCCCGAGGACGCGGCGAUCUUUGAGCUGGGCUUUCAGUCGCCCUUUGCGGGCCACUACCGCUUCCUGGCGAAGAUGUUCAACUUGCGGAUGACAUUGCUGCCACUCGUGCCGGACAGCCGCGGCAUUGCAAGCCAGGAGAUCGCCUUGGAAAGCAUGGAGGCAGCCCUUGAGGCUGUUCGCGCCGCUGUUGCAGAGUUCAUGUCCCACACAGAGCUCUGA